Molecule: messenger RNA, 1544 nt
Organism: Euleptes europaea (tarantolino)
Lineage: Eukaryota; Metazoa; Chordata; Lepidosauria; Squamata; Sphaerodactylidae
Gene: SLC60A2
Product: major facilitator superfamily domain containing 4B
Exons: 3
Coding region: 36-1544 (502 amino acids)
Biological process (GO): transmembrane transport
Source: RefSeq, a predicted model, not a curated record
GAUUUACCAUAAAUUAUAGUUUUGUUUUCCAGGGUAUGGCCAUUGCUGUCCUAGGGCCUACGUUUCAAGACCUGGCUACAAAUGUGAACAGAAACGUUAGUCAAAUAUCCUACAUCUUUGUGGGCCGAGCAGCGGGCUAUUUUGGUGGUUCUCUGAUUGGUGGGAUACUCUUUGACUGUAUGAAUGCUCACCUUCUCUUGGGAUUGUCAAUGUUGGGUACAGCGAUAGGUCUGUAUGCCAUCCCGUGGUGUAAGAAAGCACUUUUGUUGACAGCAAUGAUGUGGGUCAUUGGCUCUGCAAUGGGAGUCCUAGAUACAGGUGGCAAUGUUCUUGCCUUGGCUACAUGGAAGGAAGAAGUUGGUCCUCAUAUGCAAGCCUUACACUUCAGUUUUGCCCUGGGCGCCUUUGUAGCGCCCAUCCUGGCCAAGAUGGCUCUGAGCAGCUCUACUACUGAUUCCGAGGUCCAUCUAAACAGCAGUGCUGACAAUGAGACUUCUUCGAAUCCAAAUUCUGCUGAUCUUUUGGGGCUGAAGCUGCAUUUAAACAUGAACUUUAUGUGGUCUUAUGUUGUUAUAGGCUCUUAUCUCUUGCUUGUUGCAUUGACUUUCUUUAUCUUAUACUUGAAGAAAAGUCUUGUUCGAGAGAGAACAAAGCUUUCUGUGCAGAAAUACCAGACUGUCAAAUAUCAUUAUGCCCUCAUAAUUCUGCUUUCCAUAUUUUUUUUCUUCUAUGUUGGAGCGGAAGUAACUUAUGGUUCCUAUAUUUUUACAUAUGCAAAAACCUUCCUCGGUAUGAAAGAGAGUGAAGCAGCUGGUUUGAACUCUCUCUUUUGGGGAAGUUUUGCAGCUUGCAGGGGACUGGCCAUCUGUUGUGCCACAUGCUCCUACCCUGGAACUAUUAUUUUGCUGAGUAUCAUAGGCACUACUGUAUCCUCUUUGUUCCUAGCACUGUUCAAUACACACCCGUUCUCCCUGUGGGUUGGCUCUGCAGUGUAUGGCGCUUCAAUGGCUACUAUCUUCCCCAGCGGCAUUUCCUGGCUUGAACAAUAUACCACCAUCGAAGGGAAAUCUGCAUCCAUGUUUGUUGUUGGUGCAGCUUUGGGGGAAAUGUGCAUUCCGGCAGUGGUUGGAUCCCUUCAAGGACACUUUUCCUCUUUCCCUAUUCUUAUGUAUACUUCUGUGGGAGCAGCGGUCAUGACAGCCAUCCUGUUUCCUGUGAUGUAUAAAUUAGCCACAUCACACUUUGAUGCUAAGCCAAAUGAUCCUGGAGACAGCGAAGUCCAGGAAGCCUUGUUGUCCAGCUCUCCUCUUGAUGAAGAUGAAGACGGCAGAGAAUGGAAUGACGUAGACUUUGAAGUAAUUGAGAUGAAUGACACUCUGAGGAACUCUGUCGUAGAAACGUCUAAAAAGAUCCAAGGGGAAUCUUCAGCUGCCAACUCUGGCCAUCCUUCUUUAGGAGACACAACAUUUAAUUCUUCUCCGGUGCUUGCUGUCAGCACCCCAACACUAAAAAAUUCAAGUACAGACCAGGAUAAAAAUGAUUAA